Coffea eugenioides is the source of this 3579-nucleotide messenger RNA. Its product is annotated as suppressor of RPS4-RLD 1. The coding region runs from base 210 to 3386 and encodes 1058 amino acids. Gene Ontology annotation, molecular function: protein binding. The record is from RefSeq and is a predicted model, not a curated record. Gene Ontology annotation, biological process: negative regulation of DNA-templated transcription. The transcript has 23 exons. NCBI's taxonomy places the organism in Eukaryota, Viridiplantae, Streptophyta, Magnoliopsida, Gentianales, Rubiaceae.
CUCGAAUAUCAAAGAAAUAAGAAAACGAGGAAAAUAAAAAUCCAGCUGAGACAUUUCAGAGCCCUUGGAUCACAAGAAAAGGAUUUGUGGCAAAACUUUUGAACUUUGGCCCCUGUUCUUCUUUCCGGUGCGGUGCGGGCGUUUCUGAUCUAUCCGUUAAGUGGACUUUCUCCCUCUUCUACUCCGACGACUGGAGGAGGGAGCCCGAGAUGGCGUCAACGGUGUCCGAGAGAAUUGAAUUGGCCAAGCUUUGCACCUCCAAAGAUUGGUCCAAGGCAAUUCGCAUACUGGAUAAUCUCCUUGCUCAAUCUUGCGCCAUUCAAGACAUCUGUAAUCGGGCUUUCUGCUAUAGUCAAUUGGAGCUUCACAAACACGUGGUUAAAGAUUGCGAUAAGGCCCUUCAGCUUGAUCCUACUCUUCUCCAAGCCUACAUUCUCAAAGGUCGUGCAUUUUCUUCAUUGGGAAGAAGAGAAGAAGCUGUUCAGGUAUGGGAGCAAGGCUAUGAGCAUGCUCUUCGUCAGUCUGCAGAUUUGAAACAAUUGCUGGAGCUGGAAGAGCUUCUCGUUGGUGCCAAACAAGGUUAUUCUGCUGCAAACGAGAACCUUACAGUUGAAUCCUCUGAGUCCAGUUAUUGUGUGAAUGAAUCUGCAACUGUUGUCUCUGUCAAAUCAGAUGAAACUUGUGACGACUACAGGAAGUCUAAUGGUCAGUUUGUACCAUUAAGCAAGUCAAAUGAUCAGUUAGAGAGCUGUGAAUCAUCAAAUGGUAGCUCUGGUAUAUGUAACUUAAAUGAUAGUACAUCAGAGAAUAAAAAGUUUGACAACCAAACAAAUGGAAUUCAUGAGAAACAUGUUGGAACUGAAGAAAAACAUGUUGGAACUGAAGAAAUUGAUGAUAAACUGGGUGAUGAGUCUCUAUUACUUGGUGAGUCAAAGGAUCCAACUCAGUCUUGCAUCAAAGGUCCAACCAUUUCUGUUAAAACAAGUGGUAUACCCGAGAUUCAAAUUCGACCGAGCAAUAAAUUGGAAAUGCAUGAAGAAUGGUCCAAUGAAGCUACAAAAGGCAAGAAGUUCUGUGUAGCUAGGAUUUCAAAGACAAAUUCAAUAAAUGUCGAUUUUCGAUUGUCAAGGGGAAUAGCACAGGUAAAUGAAGGAAAUUAUGCCCAUGCUAUAUCCAUCUUUGACCAGAUACUUCAAGAGGAUCCUACUUAUCCUGAAGCACUUAUAGGAAGGGGAACUGCAUAUGCAUUCCGACGUGAACUUGAUGCUGCUAUUGCUGACUUUACAAAAGCCAUACAAUCAAAUCCAGCAGCUGGUGAGGCAUGGAAGCGCAGAGGACAGGCCAGAGCUGCCUUGGGUGACUCUGGUGAGGCAAUUGGUGACUUGACCAAGGCAUUAGAAUAUGAGCCAGAUUCGGAAGAUAUAUUACAUGAAAGAGGAAUUGUUAAUUUCAAGUUUAAGGAUUUCAAUGCUGCUGUUAAAGACUUAUCUGCAUGUGUAAAGUUUGAUAAGUCCAACAAAUCUGCUUACACAUAUUUGGGUUUGUCAUUGUCUUCACUUGGUGAAUAUGCGAAGGCGGAGGAGGCACAUAAAAAAGCAAUUCAACUUGAUCGGAGUUUCGUUGAGGCAUGGGCUCAUCUGGCACAGUUUUAUCAAGAGCUGGCAAAUUCAUCAAAAGCUUUGGAAUGUCUCCAGCAACUCCUGGAAAUCGAUGGCAGGUUUACCAAAGCUUAUCACCUGCGUGGACUACUUCUUCAUGGGAUGGGAGACCACAAGAAUGCCAUAAAGGAAUUAUCAGUUGGAUUGAGUCUUGAGAGCUCUAACAUUGAGUGUUUGUAUUUACGAGCUUCGUGCCAUCAUGCAAUUGGAGAAUAUAGAGAAGCAGUGAAAGAUUAUGAUGCUGCUUUGGAUUUGGAACUGGAUUCAAUGGAAAAGUUUGUUCUUCAAUGCUUGGCCUUCUAUCAGAAAGAGAUUGCUUUAUACACAGCAUCGAAGCUGAACAGCGAGUUUCGUUGGUUUGAUAUUGAUGGAGAUAUAGAUCCUCUAUUUAAGGAAUACUGGUGCAAAAGGUUGCACCCAAAAAAUGUCUGUGAAAAGGUUUACCGGCAACCACCUUUACGUGAUUCUUUGAGAAAGGCAAAGCUGAGAAAGCAAGAAUUUUCCAUAACUAAGCCAAGAACAACUCUUCUUCAAGCCGCAGAUUCUAUUGGCAAGAAGAUCCAAUGUCAUUGCUCUGGUUUCUUGGCCAACAGGCGUCAGCAUCGGAUGGCAGGAUUGGCAGCUAUCGAGAUUGCACAAAAGGUCUCAAAGGCUUGGCGUUCUUUACAGGCAGAAUGGAAACAUUCAAGUAAAGGUACCGCAAAAUCUGGCAGGAAAGUCCGACGAAAGGAAAAACUGAAUCAACCUAGUCAGAACAGAGGUGGUGCUGGCUGUAGUACUAGUAGUUUGUCUGAAAUAUCAACAUCAUAUAGCUUAUUGGAAGACAGAUCACCUCUGCGGUCCACAAUGUCAUGGCAUGAUGUGUACAAUUUGGCCGUCAAAUGGAGACAAAUAUCUGAACCUUGUGAUCCUGUUGUGUGGGUUAACAAGUUAAGUGAAGAGUUCAAUUCUGGAUUUGGUUCUCAUACUCCACUUGUCCUUGGGCAAGCCAAGGUUGUUCGAUACUUUCCAAACUUUCCAAGGAUGCUAAAUACUGCCAAGAUGGUCAUUAAGGAAAGGAAAUAUGUAUGUGACAAGAAGGAUAACCUUGUUCUCCUGUCUGAAGAUAAGAAAUUGCAGCAGGUAAUGAAUGCAGAGUCCUGCUCUGAUCUUUACCAAGCCAUUGGGGAUGACUUCUGGGUGGCUACUUGGUGUAAUAGUACAGCAGUUGAGGGGAAGUGUCUUGAAGGAACAAGAAUCACCCUUGUGAAAUUGGGAAAUGGAUUUGACUUUGCUGUCAGGACACCUUGUACCCCAUCUAGAUGGGAAGACUUUGACUUGGAAAUGACAGCUGCAUGGGAGGCACUAUGUGAUGCAUAUUGUGGUGAAACUUUUGGAUCAACUGACUUUGAUAUGCUGGAGAACGUAAGAGAAGCAGUCUUGAGGAUGACAUAUUACUGGUACAAUUUCAUGCCACUUUCCAGGGGAUCUGCUGCGGUUGGCUUUGUAGUAUUACUUGGAUUACUGCUUGCUGCUAACAUGGAGUUCACUGGCAGCAUUCCAGAUGGCUUGCAGUUGGACUGGGAAGCGAUUCUGAACUUUGAUCCCAACUCCUUUAUGGCUUCUGUAAGGAGUUGGUUAUAUCCAUCUCUCAAGGUCACUACCUCCUGGAAAGGCUAUCCAGAUGUUGCAUCCACGUUUGAGACAACAGGAUCAGUUGUUGCUGCUUUGAGCACCUAUUCUGACUGAGGUGUCAUCUACUCAACAGGCACGUUUUCUAGAAGUCUAGUGAGGCUUUUUAAAUUUGUAACUUUAUCCUUCCAUUGCAUCACAAAUACCACGUUUUGAUAUACAAUAGAAAAGGAAUGAUGAUGUAUUUAUUCAAUUGUUGUACAUACCAUGAAAUAAUACAUGUUCUAAUUAAACUCUUUAUGCCUGGACA